Messenger RNA from Neurospora tetrasperma FGSC 2508, 1293 nucleotides. Its product is annotated as endothiapepsin precursor. Bases 1 to 1293 code for a protein of 430 amino acids. The transcript has 4 exons. Lineage: Eukaryota; Fungi; Ascomycota; Sordariomycetes; Sordariales; Sordariaceae. Gene Ontology annotation, molecular function: aspartic-type endopeptidase activity. The record is from RefSeq and is a predicted model, not a curated record. Gene Ontology annotation, biological process: proteolysis.
AUGCUGCUAUUUCCCACGAUCCUUACCGCCGCUCUUGCGGCCACCGGCAUGGCGGCUGCUAUCCCUAGCCGUGACGACACCACGGCCAACAAAGGCACCGCUUCACUGCUGCAAGUCCGCAAUCCGAGCUUCGAGUUCAGGCAUGGCCCCCUUGCGUUGGCCAAAGCAUACCAGAAGUUUGGCGCCCCGAUGCCGGAGGAUCUCAGAGCCGCCAUCGCUAGGUUCCGCCAAAACCAGAAGCGAACGACUGGCACCAUUGCAACGGAUCCUGAGAAGCACGACGUCGAGUACCUAACGCCCAUUUCCGUUGGUACCCCAUCGCAGGAUCUCAUGGUUGAUUUCGACACAGGGUCUAGCGACCUCUGGGUCUUCAGCACGGAGAUGUCCACGAGUGACAUUAAAGGCCAAACUGUGUAUGAUCCGAACAACAGCUCCACAUCCGAGAAGGUCCAGGGAUCGACUUGGAAGAUCACUUACGGUGACGGCAGCUCGUCGAGCGACGACGUCUACCUCGACACGGUCACGAUUGGCAACUUGACUGUCCCUAACCAAGCCGUGGAGGCGGCCAAGAAGGUUUCAUCCGAGUUCACCGACGACUCACACAAUGAUGGCUUGUUGGGUUUGGGCUUUAGUGCUAUCAACGCAGUUGAGCCUACCCCACAGAACACAUUCUUCGACAACAUUAAGGGCAGCCUUGACGCUCCUUUGUUUACCGUCGAUCUGAAACAUGGGACCCCGGGCAGCUUCAAUUUCGGCUACAUUGAUCCCACAGCAUAUAUCGGCAACAUCUCUUGGACGCCGGUUGACAGUAGCCAGGGCUAUUGGGGUUUCACCUCCCCAGGAUAUGCGGUUGGCACUGGAGCGUUCCGUAAUCACUCAAUGAGUGGUAUUGCGGACACCGGGACUACGCUACUGCUUCUGCCCAAGUCCGUCGUCAGUGCAUACUAUAAGGAGAUCCAGGGCGCCCAGUAUGACAGUGAUCAGGGCGGUUAUAUUUUCCCUUGCAGCCCUACUCCACCUGACUUUGUCUUUGGCGUCAACAACGGCAUUGUUACUGUUCCAGGAGACAUGGUCUCUUAUGCACCAGCUGAUAGUGCCAACCAGAACUGUUUUGGUGGCAUUCAGAAGGAUACAGGUAUCGGUUUUUCGAUUUUCGGCGAUGUCGCGCUUAAGACCAGCUUUGUCCAUUUACAUAGCAGUAUAGUUCCCGGCCACUAUGCCGAUUGCGACAUGCGAUUUAACCGAAUGCUACGAAGCUAUUUGGUGGACUUCUCGUCUUCUGGUCCGUUAUAG